Scleropages formosus (Asian bonytongue) is the source of this 2693-nucleotide messenger RNA. It is a transcript of the gene creg1, whose product is annotated as cellular repressor of E1A-stimulated genes 1. Lineage: Eukaryota; Metazoa; Chordata; Actinopteri; Osteoglossiformes; Osteoglossidae. The coding region runs from base 84 to 686 and encodes 200 amino acids. The transcript has 4 exons. The record is from RefSeq and is a predicted model, not a curated record.
CUCCCCUCCCCGAGGGCGAUAAACAGGAGCUGAGCCCUCUGACGACACUCGAGCGACUGGGACGCGACGCAACACACGCAAACAUGUCGACGGCGGCCGCGCUGCUCAGCGCCCUGCUCCUGGCGCUCUCGAGCGCUCUCCGUCCGAGCCACGCGAUCCCGCCUCACGACGAAGUGGCCAGAGUAGCGCGCUUCGUGGCCAACCAGUGCGACUGGGCGUCCGUGGCCACCAUCUCGACCCACGAGCCCGUGAAGGGGCAGCCCUUCUCCAACACCUUCUCCGUGAGCGACGGGCCCGUGGGCGGCGGCGGCGGGGUGCCCUACCUCUACCUGACCCGCAUGGAGAUAUCCGUGCAGGACCUGCAGGUGAACCCCCAGGCUUCUCUCUCCAUGUCUCUGGCCCAGACCGACUUCUGCAAGAAGCAGGGCUAUGACCCCCAGAGCCCUCUGUGUGCUCAUGUCAUCUUCUCAGGCUCCAUCCUGGAGGUGAAUGGCACAGAAGCAGAGGUAGCAAAGAAAGCGCUGUUUGGUCGACACCCAGAAAUGAUAGAUUGGCCUGCUGACCAUGAUUGGUUCUUUGCCAAGAUGAACAUCACUCAGGUGUGGGUGCUGGACUACUUUGGAGGGGUGAAAACUGUAACCCCAGAAGACUACUUCAAUGCCACACCAUAUAAGAGCCUUUUUUAAAGUGAGAUUGUUCCAUGUCUUUUCGGGGUUGGAAACCUUGGCAGGAAAGAGUCUAAAUGGCUUUUCGAUAUAUGGGAAUCAGAAGAAACUUGCUGUCUGCACUGCACACAUAUGAGUACUUUAUUAGAUUAGAACACACUAGAAGUGUGGUUCUCAUUGGGAAACCUCUUCGUUUCCCUUCCAAAUAUUAUGAGGAACAACUUUUGGGAAAAGCGUUUAAAUGCUUUUGUUGGAACUUUUUUUUAUGCAAAGUCCAGAACUGCAGUACGAUUGCGAGCGUUGGUGCGCUGCAUUGUGUGACGUGGCUCUCUUUGCAAUGAGCUAUGCAGUCAUCCUCCCUUUUGGAGCGCAGCGCCUUUUAUAGUUACAGCCCGGUACUUGUCAAGCAACAGACGGAAAGUGUCUUUCUCUUCUCUGAUUGCUGCCAGCUUGCUUUUCCUUGUCACACAGAAGAGUCUGUGCUCACAACUUAAUUCUCAUUUCCCAGCAGCGUGAUACUUGUUAGGGAUUCUCAUCAGGCACUUUGACAGAGCAGGCAUCUAAGGUACUCUGGGGUAUCCUGAGUUAAGUCUUUCUUUUUUUUUUUUUUUUUAAUAGUGGUUAUACUGUGGUGUAACUCCUCCCCAAUUUAAAAUAUACUAAAAGAGUCAGAUACUUGUGCUGUCUCCCACACCUGCCCAGUAGCAGACAGGGUGUAUGCUCCAUGAAUAUAUGCCCUUCCAAGCUAAUUUCUUUUUUAAAUCUUUGAAACUGGAUGAUUAGUGUAUCAACCAAAGAACAAACAGCACAAAUGGUGAUUUGGUAAACUCAAACUUCACCUUCCCAGCAGUUCAAAGCCUUUUCUGUUAUGCUGCUGUGCAGUGUCUGCUCACAGCGGAUGUGUGUCGUGUCAAAAUGCCUUUCUUGGCUAAGCCACUAGGGAGUCUCUUCACUUAACAUUUAAUAUUAAGCAUUAAGUUUAUUUCACACAGAAGAGUUUUAAAAUGUAAUGUUUGAGAAAGUGCACAGAAUACUCUGCAGAAACAAGCUUGUUCUGUUUGUAACUGGACUGAAUAGAGUUUGAAGACUUGGCUGUUUGGGAACCAUGUGUGAUUGACAAUUACUUUGUUGAUGUGUGGGACAAUUGCUAAAUGUAAAGACUCUCCCUCUUAUUCUGAUAAAAUUGAUCUUCCAGACUAACUAGAAGUGAGAUGACGGGGAUUUUGUUCCUUAAAGACCUGAUGAGCUUCAAGGAAUAUUAGUUUGACUCCUUUUAUUUGUAGCAUUUUGAUUAAGAGCAGUCACUGCUGUUACAUGACAAUGUCAGAAUAUUAAGUUUAUAUAUAACAGCCCAGUAAUGAUUUUGAGUAUAAGAUGUGAACGUGAAUAAUUGGGAAAUGAAUAAUUGAUGAGGACUUUACCAUCUAGAGUAAACUUCUUUUGGUCACAUAAUGAUUGAUACACCCUGUUCGGGUCUCUCUAUGUAUGGUUAGGUUCUUUUGCUGAAACCAUUACUUAUAUGUGAUCGUAGUCUCACUUUUCCAGGUACUUCAUGAUAAUAUAGCUCAUCUGAUCUCUCAUUAUGAUUAUCAGACUGUUUCCUCACUGUUUUCUUUUUUUUUUUUUUUCUCUCCCUUGUCAGUGUGAUUGCCUUGAGUGUAUAUGCUUUUUAUUGAUUGUAUAAUACUUCAACUCUGCUGCUAUCAUCAUUUCUUUGGCUUUUACACUACUGUCUCAAUAGUGGAUAUUUAGGAAGGAAAAGAACCAUUUCAAAAAAAUCUUUUUUUUUUUUUAAAUUUGUUUAUCAUGUGGUUUGGUUUUUAAUUACAGAUAUGAAAUGCCUAAAUAUUAUUACUCCUGCAACAGUCUAACAUAGCUAUUAUGUUUAAAUGCCUGUGAAACGUGUACAAAUAGCAAUGAUAUUUCACAGAUUUCUGCUCUCAGUAUGUCUUGAGAUGCUGGAAAAUUUUAUGCAGCUACUCGUGUGAUGAACAUUGGUUCAUAUGGUGGAAAGAAACUAACUGCACU